AUGUCUUUUGACCUAUCACGGAAAGAUUCUGCCCGUUCUAAUGUGAGAUUUAAAGACCAAAACCUUUUAAAGAACUCCUUUCCAAACUUUGAGCAGAUUCGCAGAAAUGGGAAGCUUUGUGACGUAACCCUAAUUGCUGAUGGUCAGCAGUUUUCGGCACACAAGAUUGUUCUCGCUGCAACUAUCCCCUACUUCGAUGCCAUGUUUCUUAGUAACAUGAGUGAGGCAUCCAAAAGGGAGAUAUACAUCCAUGACCUUGAUCCCAGCAUGUUGGAAGCUUUCAUCAUUUUUGCGUAUACUGGUGAAAUUCAAAUCACACCAGCAAACGUUCAGGCCGUGUUGAUAAGUGCGAGCUUUCUCCAGAUUGACAGCAUUCGCAAUUUCUGCUGCAAAUAUAUCGAAGAAAGGUCGGUUGUUAUCUUAUUAUCUACGUACUGUUACUGA
Dibothriocephalus latus is the source of this 444-nucleotide messenger RNA. NCBI's taxonomy places the organism in Eukaryota, Metazoa, Platyhelminthes, Cestoda, Diphyllobothriidea, Diphyllobothriidae. The record is from the annotation of a GenBank genome assembly.